Molecule: messenger RNA, 1858 nt
Organism: Patella vulgata (common limpet)
Lineage: Eukaryota; Metazoa; Mollusca; Gastropoda; Patellidae
Product: ZP domain-containing protein
Exons: 7
Coding region: 488-1528 (346 amino acids)
Source: RefSeq, a predicted model, not a curated record
UGUGAUUUAUUUGCGAUCGAAUAAGACCGGAUUUAAAAUUGUAGCGCCUGGUUUAGCAAGCACCAAAACGAUGAAUGUGAUGGAUAAAAACACGAAAGGUUAUAAUUAUAGUAACCAGUGGCUGCCAGGCAGGAUACGCCCACAUUUUGCAAGAGAUGACCAACGUCCAAAACCAAUGAAACUAUUGCAGCGAAACGGAAAUGUUGAAGCUCGACUGACAAUCAGAUGCGCAUAAUCUACCGAGUGUAUAUAUUCAGCUGAAAGAUUGAAGUAAGUUAGACGCUGGAGAUUUGACGAUUAUAUAUAGAUUAAAUUUCCCAACCAAAGAGCGGUAACGUGAAACUGUAAGUAUGUUGAAAAUCACUGUGGUAGGACGAAGGUCACAGAUACAUUACGUGAGUAUAUUGCAUGAUUUUGCGUUAAGUUGCGCAGUCUGGACGGGACUGGACUAGUAGGGUAUGACUGCUGACGAUUUCAGGGAUGGUAGAUGUCUAAUCACUUUUUAGUAUAUUACAGGUUGCCGAGCCGCUGUACGUACAGACAUCAACAUCAGUUUAGAAUGUAUUGCUGUAUAGUUUUUGUUUUUAAUAUUUUAGACACUAUAGAACCAGUAACUAAUGAAAGUUUGCAGUCCAGGAACGACAUUGUGUGUUCCAAGAAGUCCAUUCAACUGUUGAUACCAAAGACAUAUUUACAUUCCACAGAAUGGAAAUUAAACGACCCAGGGUGUAGAACCAGGUUUAAUGGAACCCAUAUCUUAAAAGAGUUUGGUUUGAAUGAAUGUGGUACAACCGUUGAAUUCAGCAACCAUUCGCUGAUCUUUCGAAAUGAGCUACGUGAUGCUUACGGCUCAUCUGCUGAUGGUACUAUCUCUAUCGAGUGUAAUUACCCGGAAACUCAAAAUCUUUCUAAUUAUGACUUCCCAGUACGGGACAGAGUUGUGUUGUACGAGAAGAAUAAAGGUCUGCUUGGUGUUAUUAGGAUGAAUCAAUAUAGGAAAGAUGAUUUUACUGAAGUUGUAUCUGAGUAUCCUGCUGAGAUUCAACCAGAUGGUAGCAUCAACAUUCAAUUGGUCAUUGAAGAAAACCAAUCGAAAAUUGGAGUACGAGCCGAAAAUUGUAUUGCAACAACAACUCGAUCUCCAGCCAAUAACGAGAAUACCAAACUAUAUGAAAAUGGGUGUGAAUCAAGAGUAGUUAGAGUUAGAAAAACCAGAAGCAACGAGAUCAAAUUCAGCUUCAAAUUAUCAGCGAUCCCACAAAAUCAAAGUACAAUAGUUUCAACAGUAUACGUACACUGUGAGGUAGCAGCUUGCAGUUUUCACGAAUGUGAUGCAACCUGCAAUAACAGACGGCGGAAACGUUCAUCACAUCAAUCUUAUGUUAUUACUACUGGUCCUAUCAUGUUUACUACCCUAAAAAGAGAAUCAGAAGGAAGUUCAUUAAUAGCUAUCGCAUGUCUGAGCUUGUCUGCAUUAGCAGUAAUAAUCGCACUUAUGGCGCUCAUAAGCCGAAAAGUCCAGGCUUAAUUCUUAUAAUGAACAUUCGAUGGACUGUUAGAUUAAUAGUCAAUUUUUAAAAACUUUCAUGGAUCAGAUUGGGCAUAAAUUAAUUAUAGAAAUUACUACAACUUGUGAAAUUGCCUCCCCUGGAAAGCUGUACGGGAAUUGGCCCUUACAUUUUAUAAUGCUUAAGUCAAAUUUGACAAUUUUAAUGCUUAAAUUAAUUAUAUCAUUUAAUUUUACCUAUAUUAUAUUAACCAUUGCUUAUUAUAAAUUUAAUCAAUAAAUCUGUUAAUUUUAUAAACAUAUCAUAAUGAUGUGAAGUUAACAAAUGAAAAAAAAUAUUAUUUCAAAUUC